UGCCAGACGUGGCUAUAGUAGUACUUGAACUGCCUAAUGGUAAUAAUUUGUGGUGGAAAAUUAGUAAGACAUCAUUACUCCACACUCUGACUCUGAAGUGUGAAACUUAAAACGAAGAAAACACUCUGUGGAACUAACAAGGCCAAGAUGAAAAGUUUCUGGUGUGUGCUCUUUGCUAUUUCUUUACCAGCAGGAUGCUUCAGAGAAGGAAAGGCUGAGGAAGCAAUUGGAACUCUGGGAGGAUCUGUAACUUUCCAUCUGAAGACUUCGAAACAAUUCACAUCAAUCACCUGGCUUAGAACGGUCCAAGAUAAUCCUGUUCAUUUUGCUUCUCUGGAUCUGGAAGCAGACCGGCCCUGUCACAUCAAGGUUAUCCUCCCAAAAUUUGAAAGGCGAUUGAAUGUCUCAAGGGACUGCAAGAACUUACAAAUCAGUAAACUAACUCAAGAUGACUCUGGAAGAUACAGAGCACAAAUAGGGGAAGAUGGUGAGAACUUCAGGCUGAAGGUGUACAAACAUCUGUUGGAAAGUGAUCUGGAAGUCCAGUGUGAAAAAAAUGCCCCACUCAGUGGAGAGAAUUACACUUUGCAGCUGAACUGCUCUGCAGGGAAGUGGGGAGAUGGAGUGAAUUACACCUGGACCUCAACUAGCAAAAAUAUAAAGAGCUCCUCUUCUGUUAUCCAGAAUGACUUUCAAGACAGUGACACAAACUACACCUGCACAGCAAAGAAUCCUGUAAGCAAUGCCUCCAAGACAGUCUCCAUAGAGCAGGCCUGUGAUGGUCAAGCUGCUCCAACGACGGGACCUGGGACAGUGGAUACCACGGAGACUGGGAACCAACAAGAAGGGUCUUCUGCAAGUGAAAAAGUGAUUCCUGUGGUGAUAGUCCUCAUAAUUGUCAUAAUAGCAGCUGCCAGCAUGGGAUAUUGUCUGUGGAAGAAGAAGAAAAUUGCUGCUCACAGAGAGCCUCGAGAUUCUCCUCACUGCACAGCACCUGAUGAAUCCAGCAAGACCAUUUAUGCCCAAAUUGAUUGCCUUCCUCCUGAGAUUCAGCAAACAGGCACAAAGAAACCCCAACAGCGGAAAGGACCGAAAACUAAGGAGGGACCCCAUACAAUCUAUGCUAGUGUUGUCCAACCCAAACCGGUUCCUUUGCAAACAGAUGAUGAGAAGAUACAGAUGGAGGGCCAAGAAGCCAGAGAGAAGAGCAAGAAAACCAUUUACUCGAGUAUUACCAAACCACAAGAGACCGAAGACCCCAGCAUCAAAACAGUCUACGAUACAAUCCACGCUCCAAGAUGUCCUGAGGAAUCAGAUUUCCACAAAUUCCUCUAACAACCCUGUAGAUAACAGCAUGAUGGGCAGUCCGCACUGAUUUUCUAUAAGUUGACCCCAGUCACAGAAUCAGCAUCUUCCCAUAUGAAGAUCAGAACAUAUGAAAAGCCUACAAGCGCUGACUAUCUAGCGCAACUUGCUAGCUCCAAAAAUAGCCAAACCAGAGGUUUUUUUCAGGAAGCCCUCAAGGGGGGCAUACCGGCAAUAGCUGUCCUCCAAUAAAUGCAUCAGCUAGUAUUCAGAGAUACACUGCCUCAGAUCAAAGCGCCAUUUAUCUAUAAUAGCCACUGGUUGUCCUUCUCUAAGAAUGUGUCUGAUCUCUCUUUCAAACCAUCCUAAGCCAGUGGCCAUCAUGCUUUAGCAAUGGAUUUUAUUCUUAACUGUGUGUUGUGUGUAAAAGUACUUUUGUUUGCUCAUGUGGCCCUGCCCACAGGGUUGCAUCAUUCAGACAAACGUCCGCACGAUGUGGAAUGACUUGCAGUUCAUGGUUGCUUCAGGUGGCAAACUCUGUCCCACGUGGCCCGUUUGUUAGGCAGUGAAAUUGAUCUGCAUUUGCUUGAACAAUCAUCCAGUCUUUGGAAAGAUUUAUCAGAUGAGCAGUUUGGAGUUGGGCUGAAAUACUCCUGCGCCUGUUCACCAAGUUAUUCAAUCAGAAGGAAUUUAGAAGCUCCAAGUGGAGAUGUGAGAAUCUUGGAUAUUUCUGCAUUCUUGCACACUGGUGUUACACAUUUUGUACAUUGACCCGCCAAAGCCAAUGUGUGAUUUGCACAAUGUGGAUACGAGUCACCGUUCUGCUUCGCGUGAGCAAAGAUCUACACCUACCUUAUUUAAAGAGCAGUCCAGUAGCACUUUAAAGACGAACACAAUUGAUUCCAGCUUAUGCUUCCACGAGUCAAGGCUCACGGUCAUCAGAUGCAUGGAGUGCCCAUCCAAAGUAGUUAAAUUUAUACUUAAGAGUUCAAGGAUCAGAAAAUGGGAGGGGGAUGGGUGGGAAAGAAGUGACAAAGAGAGGCCAGCAUAAAACAAAACCAAUUAAAGAGUUGUCAGUAUCAAACAGCCCUCUUUACAAGUUGCAAAGUUUUCAAUGUUUGAUGAGUGAUGACAUGAGGACUUGGCAGGGGAUAUUCAAUGGGAGUUUUGUACUUCCCAGAUUCAUUAGUGUCCUUCUCAUGAUUGGCGUGCACAGGCAAAAGUGGCUGCAGCCUUACCCUCUGCAUUGUUCUCCCCUGCUUAAAUCACCCCUUGGAUCUGCUGUUGGCUCCAUUUGCAAAAUCGCAUCGUUUACAUGGCUGCACAUAUGUUUUUCAGCAGCUUCGCAUUCACAGGAUGUUUUAAAAGGGAGGGGAGGAAACAGUGCCAAGGGGAAGGCAGCUGCCGCUUCUGACUGCACACCAAGGUUGCACGGAGAACAGGACAUCCAUGAGUCUGGGAGGCAGAAAACGCCCAUAGGAUAUCUGUUUCAGACCCCUCGUGCUGUCACUCAACAAACAUAAGGCCUUCAUAAAUAGGUAGAAAGGCUCUUCUCUGUGCCUUGUUUCCAAAAUUCUCUAUGCUUUUUACUCCCACGGAUCUGGUGACAAUAGUCACCAUCCUGCUACCUACUCAACAUUUCACCACUGAAAAGAGACAUUCUUGUAGGACCACUGUUCUCAUACUAACAAUCACUGCUCCGUCCAUGAAUGUGUUGCUGAAAAAUACUACUCUGUUAGAUUCUGUAUGCAUUGACUCUGCUGCAAUUGCUGUCCACCAGUUUAAAAGCCAAACCAGUGUUUGUAUGAAUUUUAAUCGAUUAAUGAAUUGAUGAAAAUCUGCAUGUAGAUAACAACAUAAUUAUCUUUGUUCUUCAGUAAUUUAUGUCUGGUUCAAAGCAGGCUCUGUCUUAGUUUCAGGUGGGUCGACAUGCUGGUCUGCAGUAAAGCAGUAAGAUUUGAGCCCGGUAGCACCUUAAAGACCAACAAGAUUUUCAGGGUGUAAAUUUUUGAGUCAGACUCCCUUCUUCAAAUACCUCCCUUCUUCAGAUAUCUGUACUGAUAUUAAACAAGGCCAGUUCCAGGUUCCAACCAAGUACUUUAAGGUCCGUGUCCAUCAAUCAUGAUCAUCGAGGAAGGCCUACUCAGUUUGCCCCUACUUUUCAAAGUUAGGUGGAUGGCUAACAACAACAAAGUCUUUUUAGUGGUAGCACCUUAUCUACAGAAAUCCUUGCCUACUAUCACUCAUCUGGUGCUUUAUUUGACUAGUUUCAGAGCCAAGCUAUAAGUGACGCCUGACACAGGUUGGACACUUGUCA
Molecule: messenger RNA, 3622 nt
Organism: Eublepharis macularius
Lineage: Eukaryota; Metazoa; Chordata; Lepidosauria; Squamata; Eublepharidae
Product: T-lymphocyte surface antigen Ly-9-like
Exons: 11
Coding region: 148-1335 (395 amino acids)
Biological process (GO): T cell activation
Cellular component (GO): external side of plasma membrane
Source: RefSeq, a predicted model, not a curated record